This is a messenger RNA of Corapipo altera (White-ruffed manakin), 583 nucleotides long. It is a transcript of the gene PNKP, whose product is annotated as polynucleotide kinase 3'-phosphatase. Gene Ontology annotation, cellular component: nucleus. The annotation marks the transcript as partial. Gene Ontology annotation, biological process: DNA repair. The record is from RefSeq and is a predicted model, not a curated record. NCBI's taxonomy places the organism in Eukaryota, Metazoa, Chordata, Aves, Passeriformes, Pipridae. Gene Ontology annotation, molecular function: polynucleotide 3'-phosphatase activity; double-stranded DNA binding; ATP-dependent polydeoxyribonucleotide 5'-hydroxyl-kinase activity. The transcript has 3 exons.
GAAAAAAGGUGGGAAAUGUGAGGGGAAAAGGGAGGGAAAUGUGAGGGGAAAAGGGCAGAAAAUGUGAGGAAAAAGGGUGAAAAACACGAGUGGAAACAUGAAAGUUAAAAAGGGCCAGAAACAUGAGGGGAAAAGAGUGGGAAAUGUGAGGGGGAAAAGAGCGGCAAACGUGAGGGGAGGAAAAUGGCGGGAAAAAAAUGGCGGGAAACGUGAGGGGGAGAAAAUGGCGGGAAACAGGAGGCAAAAGGUGGAAACUCUGAGGGGGGAUGGAAAAAGGGAAAAUUUCCACCCCCCAGCCGGCAAAUCCACCUUCGUGAAGCGGCACCUGGUCCCGGCGGGAUAUGAGUACGUCAACAGGGACACGCUGGGCUCGUGGCAGCGCUGCGUCUCCGCCUGCUCGGCCGCCCUGGCCAAGGGUCAGCCCGUCGUCGUCGACAACACCAACCCCGACCCCGAGUCGCGACAGAGGCCAGUCGGGGCACUGGGAGGGCACUGGGAGGUGUUGGGGGGCACUGGGAGGGCACUGGGAGGUGUUGAGCGGCACUGGGAGAGGCAUUGGGAGCUGAGUGGAAGCACUGGAAGG